CUUAUAUAGUUAAGGAGGAGGGGCUGGAAUAUUAGCCACUCAUAUGUGGGUGUCACCCACUCAGAACAUGGUCAGUAUAUAAGUACACAUGCAGUAUAUACACACUGCAUGUCUUGUCUUCAACAGUGCAACAGACCUCCCUUUCCACAGUCAGGAUGGGUUCCGGAAACUCUAUUCCAGCAGGCGAAGAUCUGAGAAUUGUGAUGAUUGGAAAAACCGGAGUGGGAAAAAGUGCAGUUGGAAACACGAUUCUCGGAAAACAAGCUUUUAUAUCUUCUCCCAGUAGCAUUUCAGUGACUAAUACUUGUCAGAAACAGUCAGUUACUAAGAAAAGGCUGAUAGACGUGGUGGACACACCAGGGAUUUUAGAUACAACAAAAGAAGCUGAGGACAUAAAUAGAGAGAUAGUGAAAUGUGUUCAGCUGUCCUGCCCAGGUCCUCAUGUGUUCCUGCUGGUGAUCCAGAUUGGAAGAUUCACCAGGGAAGAGCAGAACUCAGUGAAGGCUCUGGAGGAGCUGUUUGGACCUGAGGCCUCCAAGUACAUGAUCGUGCUGUUCACUCAUGGGGAAAAACUAAAAGGUCGCACAAUACAAAACUUUGUGCACAGCGGCAAUCCGAAGCUCAGAGAGGUGAUCCAGCGCUGUGGCAGCAGGUUCCAUGUGUUUGACAACACAGGACACAAAAGCAGACGUCAAGUCGUUCAACUGAUCAAGAUGAUUGACAAGAUGGUGGCAGCGAACGGGGGAGGAGCCUACACUGAUGACAUGUACAGAGAGGUGGAGGGAAAGAUGCAGCAGGGAACAAUGUAUCACGAGGCUGGGAGAACGAUGCAACAGCAAAAUCCUGGGAGAGAAUUAUCUCAAAAUUAUGAUUUCCGUCCUUCUCUCAUGGAAAGAGUCCACAUGUUUCAGAUGAUUCUUGAAUUAGGUGAAAAGAUACAUGAGGAGAAUAGAGGCCUUAGACAGGGACGGAUGACUUCUACUAACAUUGUUUUUAGAUAAAACAAGUCAAUUAAAAACAUAUCUUCUUUAAAAUUAAGGUUAAAAGGCUUUUCCUUAUGUGUCGGCUUUUGAGUGUAUGGAUUAUGUAGCCGACAUGUCAUAUUUGUAGUUGUAGAGAAUCUAUAUUUAUUUCAAGACAACCUCUUUCCAUGUUCUUUUUAUUGUGUUUACUUCCCUAAUACUUUCUCCUGAUUAAUUUGAUUUCAACAAAUAGUACAUACAAAAGGUAUGUGUGUGAGUAAGUCUAUAAUCCUGUGACAGCUGAAGUCACUCUUCUUAUAGAAGCUGUAAAGACAAUGAUUAAGGGUUAGGGUUAGGGUGAUUAAGAUGUCC
Messenger RNA from Osmerus eperlanus (European smelt), 1334 nucleotides. RefSeq names its product GTPase IMAP family member 9-like. Gene Ontology annotation, molecular function: GTP binding. The transcript has 2 exons. Bases 156 to 1001 code for a protein of 281 amino acids. The record is from RefSeq and is a predicted model, not a curated record. NCBI's taxonomy places the organism in Eukaryota, Metazoa, Chordata, Actinopteri, Osmeriformes, Osmeridae.